Molecule: messenger RNA, 222 nt
Organism: Strongylus vulgaris
Lineage: Eukaryota; Metazoa; Nematoda; Chromadorea; Rhabditida; Strongylidae
Source: the annotation of a GenBank genome assembly
AUGACUUAUGAGGAUGUGAUCGGACAGAGCACAACAGAUGCUGAUAGAGAAGCAAGUCGGGUAAUUCGAAGAUUUCCUGGUCUUACAACGCAAUGGCAUGCUGAAGUAUGGUUUGGUUCCUCUUUCCUUGAUGCACAUAAUGCAUGUCCAAUAAUGUUUUUAAUUUUCCAGGAAAAUGUAGCAGUUCGUCGUUCCCGUGGACGGCCACGCAAAUAUCCAUGA